Messenger RNA from Colletotrichum higginsianum IMI 349063, 183 nucleotides. RefSeq lists its product as uncharacterized. The transcript has a single exon. The coding region runs from base 1 to 183 and encodes 60 amino acids. The record is from RefSeq and is a predicted model, not a curated record. Lineage: Eukaryota; Fungi; Ascomycota; Sordariomycetes; Glomerellales; Glomerellaceae.
AUGAUCAAUGACCCUCGGGAGUUCCUCGAGCAUGGGCGGCCAGCUGACGUGCCUGAGCCGUACCUCAUCUUUCGGCCAAGCCGAGAUACCCUUGAGGUCCUGGUGCAGAAAGUGCCCAACAUGACCGAGCAGGUCACCGUGGCUGCCAUCUACGAUGAAUGUGGCUGCUCGGCAGUCCCAUGA